Molecule: messenger RNA, 1285 nt
Organism: Blepharisma stoltei
Lineage: Eukaryota; Ciliophora; Heterotrichea; Heterotrichida; Blepharismidae
Source: the annotation of a GenBank genome assembly
AUGUUGUGACCCAUAACGCUCUGCUUACUCCCCCCCCCCCUCCGUGAGCGAACAAAACCAUUAGAAAAAUCGCCAUUUUUUGACCAAAAACCCACCCUCCGUGAGUGAACAAAAAUUUUUUAAUAAUAGAAAAAAUUUUUAAUGGAAAAAAAUUUUGAUAUAUAAGUGAUAAUUAGUAUAAUGAAAUCUAGAGCUAAUUCUGUUUAAUUUUAAACAAAUUGCGUUUUAAAACAUAAAUUUUGCAAAUUAAAUUAAUAUUUGCUUCCCAAUUUUUGCAAAUUAGGAUUUUUUUAAAUUUCGAAAAAAAUAUUUUUUAUAAAAUUUAUAUAUAAAUUUUUUUUAAAAAAAAAAAUUAAACCCCCCUCCGUGAGCGAACAAAAUUUUUUUGUUCGCUCACGGAGGGGGGGGGGGGGAGUUAGCAGUCCAGACUUAUAGAGAAAAAUACCAAAAAACCCAAAAAGGCAAAAUUGGGCUGACUAUUGAUAGUGGGUUUAGCCUCCCUUGGGACGCGACAAAUCCUGACGAUAUCAAAGCAGUCGACAUUUCUUUUGCAUUUUCUUAUGGCUGGCUUGGUGACCCAGUGGUAUUUGGCAAAUACCCACAAGAAAUGAGCGAUUUUAUAACAGGAAAUCGUUUGCCUUCUUUUACAGCUGAACAAAGCAAGCUAUUAAAAGGUUCUUUUGACUUCUUAGGAGUGAAUUAUUACGCCAGCAGUUAUGUUCAAUAUACAGGAACCGUAGGAAACGACUAUGGGAGUGACGGAAGGUUUGACUCAAGCCCUUACAAUAAAUCUGGAAACUUAAUAGGCCCUUUUGCAGCUUCUACAUGGCUUAAUGUGUACCCACCUGGGCUUAGAGGACUUUUAAACUGGGUCGCCAAAAGAUAUGACAACCCUGAGCUGAUUAUUUUCGAAAAUGGGGUCAGCUGUCCUGGGGAAAAUGACAUGCCAGAAGCCCAAGCACUUAACGAUACAUUUAGGAUGGAUUAUAUAUACAACCACAUUAUGAAUAUGGUAGAUGCUAUUGUAAAUGAUAAAGUCAAGGUAAAAGGGUAUUUCCUGUGGUUGCUGCUUGACAACUUUGAGUGGACUGAUGGAUAUCAUAUCAGAUUUGGGAUCACUUAUGUGGAUUAUAACAAUAAUUUAACAAGGACGAUUAAAAAUUCUGGAUAUUUGUACCAGAGCUUGAUUGGGUAUUUGGGGACUCAUCAUGUUGAAGAAGCGAAAAAAAUUUCAAUGAAUGAAUUUGAGGAGAGAGGGAAGUACUUGAACCAGCUAAUUGAAUAG